AUGGAGAACUACACGGCGUGGAGGAAUUUCAGCCAAGUUCUGUCGGAGCUGGACGGGACGAGCGGCGAGGAGGAGGAGGAGGAGGAGGAGGAGGAGGGCGGCGCGGGGCGCGGCGGGCUGCGCGUCCUGGUCGGAUGCGUCCUCUUCCUGCUCAUCGUGUCCACGCUGCUCGGGAACACGCUGGUGUGCGCAGCCGUCAUCAAGUUCCGCCACCUGCGCUCCAAAGUCACCAACUUCUUCGUGAUCUCGCUGGCCGUGUCCGACCUGUUCGUGGCCGUGCUGGUGAUGCCGUGGGAGGCCAUCACCGAGGUCACCGACGCCUGGCUGUUCGGGCGCUUCUGCGACGUGUGGAUCGCCUUCGACAUCAUGUGCUCCACCGCCUCCAUCCUCAACCUGUGCAUCAUCAGCGUGGACCGCUACUGGGCCAUCGCCAGCCCCUUCAAGUACGAGCGCAAAAUGACUCACAGGGUGGCGUUCGUCAUGAUCGGCGUGGCGUGGACGCUGUCCAUCCUCAUCUCCUUCAUCCCGGUGCAGCUGAACUGGCACCGGGCAGGCGAGGAGGAGCAGGAGGCCAUGGAGGAAGUGUUGGCCAUGAUGGCGGGAAACCUCACCAACAGCAGCAGCGGCCUCAACGUCAGCGCCGACGUGGCCAAGAGCUGCGUGGCCAACCUGAACAAGACCUACGCCAUCUCCUCGUCCUUCAUCAGCUUCUACAUCCCCGUGGUGAUCAUGAUCGCCACCUACACCCGCAUCUACCGGAUCGCUCAGACCCAAAUCCGCCGGAUCACGUCUUUGGAGCGGGCGGCGGAGCAGGCGCAGAACCAAGGCCACGGCGUGAACCGGAACCAGCAGCAGCAGCACCGACCCAACGACGAGGCCUCGCUCAAGUCGUCUUUCAAGAAGGAAACCAAAGUCCUCAAGACGCUGUCCAUCAUCAUGGGGGUGUUUGUGUUCUGCUGGCUGCCGUUCUUCGUCCUCAACUGCACCGUGCCGUUCUGCGACCCGCCGUGCGUCAGCGACACCACCUUCACCGUCUUCGUCUGGUUCGGUUGGGCCAACUCCUCCCUCAACCCGGUCAUCUACGCGUUCAACGCGGACUUCCGGCGGGCCUUCGCCACCAUCCUGGGCUGCAACCGGAUGUGCUCCAACAACGCGGUGGAGGCGGUGAACUUCAGCAACGAGCUGGUUUCUUACCACCACGACACGACGCUCCACAAGGAGGCGCUGGUUCCCGCUCAGCCUCAGCAGCACCCUCGAUCAGUCAACAUUGGGUCAGACCACCUGGAGGACAUGAGCCCGCAGUUCGACGAGGAGUCCAUCAUCUCCAACGGUUCUCCGAGCCGAGACCGGCUGUUGCUGCUUCCCGCCACCGUCCAGUUCGAGGACGAUCCAGAGAUUUCUUUGGAGACGAUCACACCGUUCACGUCGGCGGCCGGGCUGGAGAGGGACGCUCUGAUACCGGGACAGGUCCACCAGGACGGACACUGA
Molecule: messenger RNA, 1488 nt
Organism: Stegastes partitus (bicolor damselfish)
Lineage: Eukaryota; Metazoa; Chordata; Actinopteri; Pomacentridae
Product: D(1)-like dopamine receptor
Exons: 1
Coding region: 1-1488 (495 amino acids)
Biological process (GO): positive regulation of MAPK cascade; adenylate cyclase-activating adrenergic receptor signaling pathway
Cellular component (GO): plasma membrane
Molecular function (GO): G protein-coupled receptor activity
Source: RefSeq, a predicted model, not a curated record